Messenger RNA from Vitis riparia (riverbank grape), 465 nucleotides. RefSeq lists its product as uncharacterized. Gene Ontology annotation, molecular function: cysteine-type peptidase activity. The coding region runs from base 1 to 354 and encodes 117 amino acids. Lineage: Eukaryota; Viridiplantae; Streptophyta; Magnoliopsida; Vitales; Vitaceae. Gene Ontology annotation, biological process: proteolysis. The transcript is spliced from 4 exons. The record is from RefSeq and is a predicted model, not a curated record.
AUGAUUUUGGGCGGGAGUCCUCAUCCUUUUUUCGAUAGAAAAACAUCCAUCGUGAGUAAGUACAUUAGCGAAUUGGAUGAUUGCGAGAAGCUAUUUAUUCCAAUGCAUGACGAUUGCCCUGGUCAUUGGUAUCUGUGCGUCAUUGACUUCAAAGACUUUGAUAUCCAAAUUUUGGAUUCAUUACGAUCGAAGAGUCGGGACGAGUUCCGGUUUAAGAGUGUGAAAAAAGUGGGAAAGAUGUCUUCCAAUUCUCCAUUGAUUGGGCUCCUUCGAUUCCAACCCAAGAUAAUGGGUGGGACUGUGGAGUGCAUGUCAUUAGACAUAUGCAGAGAUUCAAAAAUGGUGAUUCGAUGACGAGAUCCGACUUUUGUAAUUCCCUUAAAAUACGUCGAGAAAUAGCAUGUGAUUUAGUUUUACACGAGGGAAAUAGAGAAAAACAAACCAUUGUGGCUAUUGUUUGUACAA